Branchiostoma belcheri (Belcher's lancelet) is the source of this 2244-nucleotide messenger RNA. RefSeq lists its product as uncharacterized. The record is from RefSeq and is a predicted model, not a curated record. The coding region runs from base 580 to 2244 and encodes 554 amino acids. Lineage: Eukaryota; Metazoa; Chordata; Leptocardii; Amphioxiformes; Branchiostomatidae. The transcript has 3 exons. Gene Ontology annotation, biological process: positive regulation of transcription of Notch receptor target. Gene Ontology annotation, molecular function: transcription coactivator activity.
CUAAUUUUUAGAUAAGAUUACUGCACAUGUAGAUGGGAUGAAGAAAACAGGUACAUGUAUGUCUCACCCCUGCAUAAUGUACAAUGAGUAGCAAUUAAACAUCAAAUAAGCUAUGUAAUAAACGAUAGUUUGCACAUUGUUUGGCUUCCUUGAUACAGAAUGCGUUUUCUCAACAUACACAGGUAUGUGUGAAUUGAAAUGCUGUAGUAUGCACAAAACCUGGCCCAUCUGUGAAAUAAAUAUGAACUUGUCAAAAUGAUGAACCACUGAUUUACAGCAUUAAAUUAUGGUUAUCGCAGUAAUAAAACAUUGAUAUCAACCUUCAAUAUAUGUCCUCCUAGAUCCCAACGAUUUCGGCAAGCAACAAACAAGAUAUAGGCGUUUUUCGGGGGUCACUUAAGGUCAAGAAUAUAUGUUCUAUAGAAUAUAUGUUCCACGGAGCGAUCGCGAUUGUCGGGGAUGUUCCAGAACAGCACCCACGCUGUAGCACAGCAACCAAACACAACGCCACUGUUCACCGAGGAUAUGCACGUAUCUCUCGAGCUCCGCGUUUUGUCAAGGUGAAUUUCCCAUGAAAAGAUGGGUUUUCUCGACAGGACGGCGUCAGCGUUCCUUUCAGUGGUACACGUGCUGUCAUUGCUCAGACCUGGCAGUAAGAGCCAGAGCGGCGGGAUAAAACUCAACGUAACUGUCCACGAGGGCAAAGUUGGUCGCCAGAGCCAGGGCAAGUACCUAGUCACAAUACGACAUGGCAAGAACAAGGUGCAGACCGCUAAGAAAAAGUCGGAUGCACUGAUCUGGGAGUAUUCUACAGAGUUUGUCGGGUCGCCAACAGACCAACUGGUUCUGAAACUCCGUAAGGCGAAGCGCUGCAAGGACACCACAGUCGGUGAGCUCUCCAUAGAUGUUGCAGCCGCACUAGAGUCAGUGGACGGUUUACCGCAGAAGUGGUGGUACAUCAUGGACCGACCCAACAAAGGCGGGCGGAGGAAAGAGGAAGUGUUCUUACAGGCGUCCGUUACUCUCGAAGGCACGGAGGGGAAAAGUCAGCCUACACAGAACCAAGCCCAAGUGACUAAGGCUCCCGAGGAGACCGUUGAGGUAUCAGCGCAAGGGGAGCCAGAAACUCUGUCGGAGCUGCAGGCGGUGGCAGUUUCCCUGGAAAAAGACCCGGUCGCACACCCAGACAACAGCGCUGCGGACAGCAGUCCACCAUCCGUCACCGGCGACAUCGCAGACGUCAAACAAGACUCUUCAGACACAGAGUCAGACACAGCCUCAACUUCGGACGAAGUCGUCUCAACUUCAGACACAGCGGACAAGUUUGGUGCCGACGAAGACAUGGACGUCCCGCCAAACGACACGCACCGUUCCUCUCGUCACACGGACGUCACGCUCCUUCACGUGUCCGGUGCUGCCGACAAUCAGGAGAGGGAGAUCGAGAGUGAGAUACCAAAGGGUCAAGACCCAUUCAAGACCUCCAAGAGGACAGUCAAGACGGAGCUGCCAGAGAAAGCAGAACCGGAGAAUGGGAAGAUCAAUGUUUCCCAGGAAACAGAGCCGGGCGCACCAUCGGCCGACAGCAGCAAGGACAGCUCACCGCCCUCCGCUGCCGGCGACGCCGCAGACGUCAGCACAGAGUCUUCCACAAGCUCGGCGUUCGGCCUCCCAGCCUCAAACCCAGACAAACGUCCUGCUGCCGGAGAAGGCGAUGUCUCAGAGCGCCGCACUCCUUCAGUCGUCCAUGGAAAAGAGACGGAAACACCCGACAACAUUGUCGCGGAUACAUGCAGCCAGACGACAACGUCUACUCAAGGAGGAGGAUCGUCUCUUACAACAACUACCCCAUCGCCCAAACACAAGGACGCAGAAGACCCACAGUAUGAAGAGGUGAUGUCGUCAGUCGACAACUUGUGGGCAGAGCUCAACUUUGAGAGAGACUAUGCGGAAACGCUUCUCGCUCAUGCCGAAUCCCUUCGAGCCAAACUCACCACCGCCGCCCCGAAAGUUCUCCAGUACCCAGUUCUUAAGAACAUUACCGCUGCCGUGCCCGAUCGCACAUCUUACGAGUUACCGGACACACAAGGACUCAGUCUGGUAGAGCUGCAAGACAUCCAGAAGACCCUCACCAAGGCUGUACAAGAAGAGAAGGAACGCGGGAGCUACAUCAAGCGCUGGUACUGGGAAGAACUGGUCCGCGUGGCUCUGAAGGAGGCACCUCAAGUAUUUGGACCAGAGGACUAA